This is a messenger RNA of Saprolegnia diclina VS20, 1151 nucleotides long. RefSeq lists its product as hypothetical. The coding region runs from base 283 to 1032 and encodes 249 amino acids. NCBI's taxonomy places the organism in Eukaryota, Oomycota, Saprolegniomycetes, Saprolegniales, Saprolegniaceae. The record is from RefSeq and is a predicted model, not a curated record. The transcript is spliced from 2 exons.
UUGUGGCAGCCUCUUUGCUGCUCCAUCGAACGAUCGCGCCUGCGUCAUCGUUCAUGGACCUAGGUGAAUGGCUUUGCCACAUCGGCCCGGCGAAUCAAACGCAUCUCUCGGCUCUGUACGUUAGUCACGACAACCCGGCACCUGGAACAGGCCGCUCGUGAGCCACACCUCACACCGAUGACUACAGGUUAAGAGUUGCAUCCAAUACUACGUCGAGCUCGCUUUUAGCUCCGAGACAAGGAGGUUUACUCUGGCAUUGAUCUGCGCGAGCCGACGUCAGAUAUGGAUUUCGACAUGGAUCAACACGUCGCUGACAACACCAACGACACGCUCGCCUCCGUGUGCGUGGCCGCCCGCUGCAUCACUGAAGACACCAUACUCUGCGACCGCGACACCGAGAUCUGCCCCUCUUGCCUCUACGCGCUUCCUAACUCGGACAUUAUUGUCUGCGCCAACACAACCACCGACGGCGUUUGCGAACGAGGCACUCGAUGCUCCCCAGUGCCGACACCGACGACGCGGCUGUUAACGACGGCACCGGCGCCGGUGCCACAAGCUGACGACAUCGUAUUGUCCACCGAGGCUGUCAUUGGCCUCAUCGCCGCCAUCGUUGUCCUCGUUCUCGCCGUUGGCUGCCUCCUCGUGUACCGACGCCGACACAAGACUGCGUCUCCGACAACGGAUGCGCACCGGGAGCCGUCCGUGCACAUGUCGCCGUGCCCGUGCUCCGCAUACCAUGCGAGCCCGGCGUACGACCCUCCCCGCGCGGCCACGGCCACGCAAUUUGAAAGCAGCAAUACGUCGUCGAUUGCGUCGUCUGGUUCGCAUCGGCCCGGUGGGGGCCCCUACUACGCCAACGCGAGCCCGGCGCGCUGCAAUGACGACAUGAUCCAUCUCCAGUCGCGGGCCGUCGUAUACCCCGCCCCGUACGGCCCACAGCGCUAUUUCGACGGUAGUGGGGCCUUAAGUGACGCACAAAGCGCCUUUGACGAUGUCGUGAUGCUUCGGGCGCAACCAUGCCAGCGACGAUGACACCCUCCAUCUCAAUUGGCUAAACCGACUGUAGUCAACAAGAGAAGCGUCAGCUUCAGAAUCUUUUGUUCAGUGUUACAGCUUUAGUGAGCACUAUUGUCGUUGUAAUUCAAUCGCGG